GUGUUAAAUAUCCAAUGAGCCUUUCCAAAUUCGAGCAUAUACAUUUCGAGCUCAUUUUUGAAGCUUGCCAGAAAUUCCUAGACCGAAAAUCGAUAGCCCUAGACAGUACCUCCAAAAUGUCCAAGCCAGGUGAAAAUGCCAACACCGAUCCGGAUUGCAAGUCAGAUGACAGCAAGCUUCGCAAGCUAAAGUUCGCCGGCUGUUGCCACCUAAAGGACGAGGCCCUGGCGCGUCUCUAUAAGAUCGAUCGCCUCACCGACGAGGAGCUGGCCUCCGUGGGUCUGCAGCGGAGCUGCCUGAUCGAUGACUACCGUCAUCUGCACGAGGUUUCGUUGAUGUGGGAGCAGGAGCGGUAUCCGGAUCGCCCAGCCAAGCCUCAAAGUCCACGGAAACUGCGAUCCAGGUUGCCCAGGUUGUGCAUCAUGGAGGUAAAGCCGGCCAAAUUGUACAAGUUUCAGCUGCUCAAUCAGUUGGUCAAGGUAAUUAGUUUUGAGAAGGAGCCACAGGCAAUUUUUCAAGAGCAGCAGUUCGAGUUCGAUGCGGAUUACCAGGAGGAUGAGGACGUUCUUCAGCUGCCGCAGGAGGAGCGCCAGAAGCGCCGCUUCGAGUCCUUUUGCGAUCAUCUGGACAACAUGUUCAUCAGCGGUGACCGCAACAUGGCCAUCGACUUGGUCGUCGAUGCACUUAUCCGUUUAAAUAGACGCCGCAAGCACGUCAUUCCGCUGGGACCCAUCGUUCCAAGUCGCCCCAAAACGCUUCCCAGCCAGGAUUAGUGUUAACAAUGGAUCUGGACCACCUGGUAUCAUAACCCAUAGCCCACCUCGCACACAACCUCAAAAUCAUUGCAAGACAUAUCGUACAGGCAAAAUUGGAAAAUCUUUUUUGUUAUUGUUUAUUUCGAUUCUCCACAGAAAUACACUUCUCUCCAAUAUAUUAUAUUUUAAACACAUUUAAAAUUAAAUUUCAAUUUCCCAUUCAAA
Messenger RNA from Drosophila ficusphila, 980 nucleotides. RefSeq lists its product as uncharacterized. The record is from RefSeq and is a predicted model, not a curated record. Bases 15 to 773 code for a protein of 252 amino acids. The transcript has a single exon. NCBI's taxonomy places the organism in Eukaryota, Metazoa, Arthropoda, Insecta, Diptera, Drosophilidae.